AUGGGCAUCGCAGGCAGAUUCUGGACGUACGUCCAACCCCUCCCCCAGACCACCGGUCCGGACGACUACCGCUCAAUCGACAAGUCUCUCUGGAAACGCGACGAGAUCGACGCCAAAUUCCACAUGUUCAUCGACGACCCCGGGUACAAGCCCAACAAGCUGCAAAACACGCUCGGCCAGGCUUGGGAUACCUUCCGCCUGCCACCCAAGCAGCGCAAUUACAUGCAGAAGCUGGACGCGAAUAUCCUGCUUUACGCGCUGCUCUCGUUCUUCAUCAAGACGCUCGAUAACUCGAAUAUCUCCAACGCGUUCGUCUCUGGCAUGCGCGAGGAUCUUAAUCUGUAUGGUAACGAGCGGAAUUUAUUUACCACUUUCUUCAACUGCGGGUACAUCGUCGGCUCGAUCCCCGCGCAGGUCAUCCUCAACCGCGUCCGUCCUUCGAUCUGGAUUCCCACCUGCGAAUUCAUCUGGUCCGGCCUAGUCAUGGCCAUCUCUGGUUGCAAGACCCCCGAACCGAUCUACGGCAUCCGCUUCAUGAUUGGCUUCUUCGAAUCCGUCGCAUACCCCGGCCUGGCGAUGGUCCUCGGCUCCUGGUACCGCCCCUCCGAGCUCGCGAAGCGGAUGCAGACCUACGACGCCGCAUGGGCCAUCGCCUCCAUGUUCUCCGGCUACAUCCAAGCCGGCGUGUACACGUCCAUGAACGGCCUGGCCGGCUACGCGGGCUGGCAGUGGCUGUUUGUCAUCGACGGCAUCAUCGGCAUCCCGAUCGCACUCCUGGGAUACUACUGCAUUCCCGAUUUCCCCAUCAACUCGCACGUGCGGUGGAUGAACGACACGCAGAAAGAGUACAGCUACGUGCGCAUGGAACUGAUUGGCCGCAAAGCACCGCAGAGGUUGACCUUCAAACGCUUCUUCAAGAUGUUCACCACCUGGCGUCCCUACGGCUUCCUCUGGCCCUGGUGUCUGUUCAACAUCUGCGACACGACCAGCUACUUCAACCUCUGGCUCGACUGGCUCACGAACCCCGACGGAUCGUCAAAGUACUCGACCCAGCAAGUCAACCUGAUCCCGACCGGCGGCUACGCGAUCUCGCUCGUGACCGGCUACCUGUCCGCCAACAUCUCGGACCGCAUCGGCCUGCGCUGGCCCUUCAUCGUCAACGCCAUCUUCUGGGUAUUUUUCGGCAACCUCCUGCUCGCGAUCUGGAACAUCCCCGACGGCCUCAAGAUGUUUGCUUUUUUCUGCCCCGACAUCGGCUACGCGCUCUGGGGCAUGAUGCUCGCCUGGUCCGCGGAAGCAUUCCAGGACGACGCGGAAAUGCGCGGCAUGCUCCCCGCCGUCGGCUCAACCAUCUCCUACGCCGUCAACGCAUGGCUGCCAAACAUCAUCUUCCCCUACACCGACGCGCCGCAGUACAAGGACUCGUACGGAUACCAAGUGACCACCGGCCUGAUCUUUGUCGAGUUCCUCGGCGUUCUCUUCAUGCUCUACAUGACCAAGCGCGAGGCCCGCAAGCGCGGCCGCGUGAUUAACAAGUACGGUCUUGCUGUCGACGUCGAGGACGCGGUGCUCGUCGGCACGCUUGAUGAUGAUGAUAACCUGAGCAGUAAGGAGGCGAGUUUGCCGGAUCGUCAGGAGUUUGAGAAGGGGCCGAUCGUGCUUACCGGUGUGGAUCCUGUGGAGCACGAGGUGGAGGAUACUAUCGUAGCUCAUAAGAAGGAGUAG
Messenger RNA from Myxozyma melibiosi, 1725 nucleotides. Its product is annotated as major facilitator superfamily domain-containing protein. Gene Ontology annotation, cellular component: membrane. Gene Ontology annotation, biological process: transmembrane transport. NCBI's taxonomy places the organism in Eukaryota, Fungi, Ascomycota, Lipomycetes, Lipomycetales, Lipomycetaceae. The transcript is spliced from 2 exons. The record is from RefSeq and is a predicted model, not a curated record. Bases 1 to 1725 code for a protein of 574 amino acids. Gene Ontology annotation, molecular function: transmembrane transporter activity.